Eutrema salsugineum is the source of this 8660-nucleotide messenger RNA. Its product is annotated as early endosome antigen 1. Bases 218 to 8389 code for a protein of 2723 amino acids. The transcript is spliced from 10 exons. The record is from RefSeq and is a predicted model, not a curated record. NCBI's taxonomy places the organism in Eukaryota, Viridiplantae, Streptophyta, Magnoliopsida, Brassicales, Brassicaceae.
ACACCAGCUAAAGGCAAUUUGCGUUAGAUCUAAGGAAAGAGCGACGCAUAGGUUUUCAAGCAAAUUGUCUACGUCCAAAGAGAAUUAACGACGCGACGAACAAGUCGAUUUCAGUCUCCCUCUGUCCGACCGAUCGAGGAAAGUACGAACCAUGUUGAUCCAGACUUGUUGUUGAUCCACGAAGAGUCAUUUUGGGAACAUAAACUGAGUGAAUCGAAUGGACAAGAAAAAGAACCGUGCUGAUCCACUCGCUGCUGGGCGCCAGAAGCUUCAACAAUUUCGUCAAAAGAAGGCUGACAAAAGCACUGAUCAUAAAAAGGACCCCAAGGGCAGUACAAGCCAAGGAAAAUCCUCCAAAAAAUCUAGUAAAUCUGAGAAGCAUGAGCGUAAACCUGAAACAAGUGCUGUCUGUAACGAGGCAGAAGCUCCGUCAAAUGUGGCUGCAGGAGGAUCUACAUCUCAUCUGAAUAUUGGUGACGAGGUUGUUGAUUCUCCUCAAACUUCUGCAAAUGCAUCAGCUCACGAGUAUGUUUCAGUCCAUGGUUCAUCAUCAGAAACUGAUACACUUCAGCCAGGAAACACCUCAGCAACUUCUAAUACUGGAGCUGAACUUAAGAAAGAAGUAGGGAAUUCUGAAAAGGAUGUAAGUAUUUCGUUAUCCACUGAAGAAGAGAAUGUGAAGAGUAUCGACAGUGGAGUAGCUGGCACAGUUGAUUUGACAUCUGAACCUGCAGACACUCAGAUGGGAGUUACACAUGACGAUGCAUCUAUUAGUGUUGAAGGAAAUUUUCCUGUUUCUGCAAACUUAGCGGAGGGGGAAGGAGUUGAAGCUGAAAGUGGGUCUGGGAAUGUGGAAACGCCGCAUCAGCCAUCCUCUCUGCAUGAGUUUAUUCCUGAUGUUUCCUUGAUUCGUGCAAGGGGAGAUCAGGUAACUGAUGUAGGGGAAAUGCGGGAAGACGAUGGUUCACACAAGGAGGAUAGGAUUGUAACUGAAGAAACGCAAAUAAGCUAUCCAGCGAUUGUGGAUUCAUCUGCGUCUACUUCUCAUUAUUCAGAGGGACCCUCAGUUACAGUUGAUUCAGUUGAACCAGUAGGAGUAAAUGGCGAAGUUAGAAGCCAACAGACUGGGGAAGCUUCAGAGAAUACAGAAGAGAAACCAGAAACAUCUAUUGGUUUUCAUAAUAAUAGAGAUCACUUGUCGUCAGCUGAACCUGAGCAAAGCUCUGUUGCAGAUGUGGCUAGUCAGCUGCAAUUACCUGAGGGCGUCAGUAUAUCUGGAUUUUUGAGCCAUGACGAACCUCGUGAAAUGGACACAUUGAAUCAAUCUGGAGAAAUUGCUGCUCCUCAUGUUCAUGAAGGCAGCUCAGUUGGCUUCUUACAGCUUAUUGAUAUUGUACAGGGCCUUAGUCAAGAUGAAUAUCAAGUUUUGUGCAACGCAAGAGAGGCUGCUUCCAGUACUGAGCCAGGAACAACUCCGUUGGAGCGAUUAAGAGAAGAACUGACUGUUACGAGUACCAUGGAAAAUAUACUCCAUGUGCAACUCACAGAACAAUCUCAUCUACAAAACGACUUUGAUCAUCAACAUAACCAAUUGGUGGCUGAAAUGUCGCAGCUUCGUGCGUCAUAUAAUGCAGUAACAGAGAGGAAUAAUUCUCUUGUGGAGGAACUAUCAGAGUGCCAGUCUAAACUUUAUGCUGCCACAAGCUCAAAUAUGAAGCUUGAAAACCAGCUUCUUGCUACAGAGGCACAAGUGGAGGAUUUCACUGCUAAGAUGAAUGGGUUGCAGCUUAGUCUAGAAAAGUCCCUAUUGGAUCUAUCUGAGGCAAAAGAAAAGUUCAUCAAUCUUCAGGUGGAGAAUGAUACGUUGGUUGCAAUUAUUUCUGCUUGGAAUGAUGAGAAAAAGGAGCUUCUUGAAGAAAGAGAAUCCAAGAACUAUGAGAUUAAGCAUCUUUCAUCUGAGUUAAGCAGUUGCAAGAACUCAGCGACCAUACUAAAGGCAGAAGUUGAGAAAUUGGAAAAAACUAUUGGUCCAUUGACAGAUGAGAAGAUAAAUCUUGUCGAGGAAAAACAUAAUGUAUUGGGCGAGGCAGCGAAGUUACAGGAAGAAUUGGAAAAUUUCAAGACUUUGGUCACCUUGCAAGAAGUGGAAAAUUCAAACCUAAGGGAGACGCUUUCUUUACUGAAAGGCCAGCAGACUAAGCUUGAAGAGGAUAACCUACAUCGCACAGAAGAAAAUGAGAAAGCACAUCAAGAACUGAGUGCACACCUUAUCUCGGAGACUUAUCUAUUGUCUGAGUAUUCCAAUCUAAAGGAAGGGUACACUUUGUUGAAUAAUAAACUUUUGAAGUUUCAAGAGGAAAAGGAACAGUUGGUUGAGGACAAUGAUAAACUUACGCAUGAGCUUCUUACUCUUCAAGAGCACAUAUCUACUUUACAAGAAAAGCGGAGUCAUCUAGCAGUUGAGUUAGGAGAAGCAACAGCGCGCCUUGAUAAACUGGCUGAAGAAAAUACAUCUCUAAGUAGCAGCAUCGAAGUAGAAAAAGCUAGAUUGAUAGACAUUGGUGCCGAAGAUCCUUCAGGAUUGAUCAAUCAGGAAAUGUCUGAAACAUUUAGCAGAGGUAAACAGAAUGUCCCAUUUCUUGAUCAUACCUGCCAAAGUCCCGAGACACAGCAUAAAAAUUUGGAGGAGGUAGUGGACGAUUCUUUUGGGUUUUCUGCCUUGAACAAGAAUCUGGAGAAAGGGGAGAUAAUUGUUCAGAACCUUGAAGAGGCAAUUAAGCAGAUCCUCACCGAUUCUUCAUCGAGUAAGUCGAGCGAUAAAUCUUCUGCGCCAGCAGUAUCAAAAUUGAUUCAGGCUUUUGAGUCAAAGCAGCAACAGGAAGAACAUGAAUCUGAAAAAGCACAGUUUACUGGUGAUCAGUCAGAAGCAUCUAUUUCUGUGAAUGUGCAUAUUAGAAAUUUGAGAGGCUUGCUUGAACAAUUGGUGUUGAAUGUCAGGAAGGCUGAUUUACAAUUCAAUCAAUUAAGUGAAGACAGGACAGCGACAAAUCAAAGACUCGAGGAGUUUAAUGUUGAAUUUGCAUCUCAUCAGGAUCACAUCAAUCUUUUGGAGGCAGGUACCAUUGAGAGUAAGAUUUCGUUUGAAGCUCUAAAAAAUUAUUCUUAUGAGUUGCAACACAAAAACCACGAACUUGAACUUCUCUGUGAAUCGUUAAAGCUGAGAAAUGAUAGCAUUGGUCUAGAAAACACGGAGCUCAACAAGAAGCUGAAUGCUGGCAUAUCGAGAAUUUAUGAGCUUGAAAUUCAGCUGGAAAGCUUACAGAAUGAUUUGAGUAGCAUGUUGUCCUCAAUGGAAGAACAGUUAGUGGCCUUGCAGAAUGAAUCUGAGAGGGCAAUGAUUCUAGAACAUGAAUUGAAAUCAUCAAUGUCUGAAUUUGGUGAUGCAGUUGUGAGACUUGAUGAUUGUUUACUCAGAUCUAGCACUGCUGGAGCUCACGGUGGCUUAGACUUGACCAGGCGUAUGUCUGGUUCUGUUUACAUGGCUGUAAAGGUGAUUGACGACCUGGAGGAAAAACUGGAAGUUGCUUAUGCGAAGCAUGAGUCCUCCUCAAACAAAUAUGAGGAGUUGGAGCAGAGUUUCAACACUCUGCUUGAGAAGAAUGAAUUUAUAAUUGCUACAAUGCAUAAGGUCUAUGCUGAUUUGACGAAACUGAUUACUGAAUCAUGCGGGUCUGUGGAGAUGGCCAAACUAAAAGUUGAAAAUCUAUCUGUCUCUGAUCCUUUCAACGAUGGUAAUUGUGAGAAUCUGUUGGAGGCUGUGCGAAAUAUUCUUUCCGAGAAGCUCGAUCUUCAGUCUGUGAUUGAUAAGCUACAGUCGGACUUGUUGAGUAAAACAAACGAUAUGGAGGAACUGACGCAGCGAAGCCUUGAUCCCACUUCACUUCGAGAGUUAGUUGAGAAAGUUGAGGGUGUUCUGGAACUUGAAAGCGGUAGAAUUACUUUUGAAUCCCCUUGUUCAUAUGUAGAGUUUCUGGUUUCCCAACUUGUUCAGAAGUUUAUAGAGGCUGAGGACUUGGCUAAUCUCAUCAGAAAACAGUUAGAGGCCAAGGAGAAAGAGCUGAUGGAGAUCCAGAAGAAUUUACCGCACCAUAAAACUGAAAUGGGUGGUCUCAGGGAAAAUUUAAGACAGGCAGAGGAGUCCCUUGUGGCUCUACGAUCUGAGUUACAAGAAAAAUCUAAUGAACUUGAACAAUCAGAGCAAAGGUUAUUAUCGACUAGAGAGAAGCUUAGCAUAGCCGUUGCAAAAGGAAAAGGUUUGAUUGUUCAGCGUGACAAUGUCAAGCAGUCGUUGGCCGAAACCUCUGCUGAACUGCAGAGAUGCUCAGAGGAAUUGAAUUUGAAGGACACAAGGCUUCAGGAAAUCGAAGCAAAACUCAAAACCUAUACAGAGGCAGGCGAACGUGUGGAGGCAUUAGAAUCUGAGCUUUCUUACAUCCGAAACUCAGCUACUGCCCUUCGAGAAUCGUUUCUUCUCAAAGACUCUCUGCUUCAUAGGAUUGAAGAAAUUUUGGAAGAUUUGGAUCUCCCAGAGCAUUUUCAUGCUCGGGAUAUACUCGACAAGGUUGAGUGGUUAGCAAGAUCAGCUAACGGCAACUCUUUGCGUCCCUCUGAUUGGGAUCAGAAGAGUUCUGAUGGAGGUGCGGGAUAUGUUCCCUCGGAACCCUGGAGGGAGGAUGGUCAAACUGGCACAAAUUCUGAGGAUGACUUAAGGAUCAAGUUCGAGGAGCUCCAGGGGAAGUUUUAUGGGUUGGCUGAACAGAAUGAAAUGCUGGAGCAGUCCUUGAUGCACAGGAAUAACUUGGUUCAGAGAUGGGAAGCACUCCUAGGGAAUAUUGAUCUGCCUCCACAGCUAAAGUCCAUGGAAGUGGAAAACAAGAUUGAGUGGCUUGCAAGGACAAUAUCAGAGGCUACACAUGACAAGAAUACUCUCCAACAGAAGAUUGAUAACCUUGAAGUCUAUUGUCAGUCACUAAGUGCUGAUUUGGAAGUCUCACAAAAGCAAGUAUGCGAUGUCGAGGCAAAUCUUCAGUCAGUUGAUAAUGAGAGGGCGAAUCUUUCUGAAAGACUGGAAACUCUGAAUGGGGAUCACGAGAAUCUUUCUGCGAGGGCAAUUGACCUUGAAGUUGAGAACGAGAAACUGCAGAACCAAGUUAAGGAUCUGCAUGGAAACUUGGAUGAGAAACUUCGGAAUGAGGAACACCUUCAGACUAUUGAAAGAGACCUAUUGAAUUUGAGGUACAUGAUUAAUGAUGUCAUACAGGAAGAGGGCUUGCAGGAUUUGGGCUUGCAGGAUUUGGCUUUAGCAAGUAAUUCUGAGACCUUGGAUGGACUUCUGAGAAAGCUGAUAGACUAUUAUAAAAACUUGGUGAAAUCUAAUUUGCCACGCGAAAGAGAUGACAACAUCUGUGAAACUCGUCUAUCAGAUGCUGAUGUUAGAAGCGGAGACUCAUUGGGUACACAUGAAGCAACUUCUCAUGGGCGCCAUUCUGAAUUGACUGAUUCUAAUAUAGUGGAAGCAACAAGUAGAGACAUAGCAGUAGUAGAGACACCUGAUGUAGCUUCCCUAACAAAAGAUCUGGAUGAGGCACUGCAUGUGCAAAAGCUGACAAGGGAAGAAAGGGAUUUGUAUAUGGAAAAACAGCAAUCCUUGGUUGCUGAAAAUGAGGCACUUGAUAAGAAAAUAAUAGAAUUGCAGGAGUUUCUUAGACAAGAAGAGGAGAAGUCAGCUUCUGUAAGAGAGAAGUUAAACGUAGCUGUCAGGAAAGGGAAAGCUUUGGUCCAACUAAGAGAUAGCCUGAAGCAAACUAUUGAGGAGAUGAACGCUGAGCAUGGUCGCCUGAAAUCAGAGAUUAUCAACCGAGACGAAAUGCUCUUGGAAAAUGAAAAGAAAUUUAGGGAGUUGGAAUUUUACACUGUGAGGGUAGAAGCCCUAGAGUCUGAGUGCCAAUCGUUGAAAACUCAUUUGCAAGAAACAGAAAAUAUUUUGCAGGAAAGGAGUGGUACAUUGAGCAUGACACUGAACGAAUUGAAUAGCAUCAAUAUUGGUGAUGAAGGUGAGAGAUAUGACCCAGUUCUGAAGCUUCAACGAAUCUCGCAACUGUUUCAGAAUAUGAGUACAGAUGUGGCUUCUGCUGAGCAGGAAUCAAGAAAAUCUAGAAGAGCAGCUGAGUUGCUACUUGCUGAGUUGAACGAAGUUCAAGAGAGAAACGAUAGUUUGCAAGAGGAGCUAUCAAAAUUUACAUAUGAAAUUCAGCAACUUUCCAGAGAGAAGGAUUCAGCGGAGGCUGCAAAAGUUGAAGCCAUAUCACAUUAUGAAAAUUUAUCAGUGGUCAUCAAUGAAGAAAAGAAGAAGCUAUAUGCUCAACUGCUGUCAUUUGGAACUAGUGUGAAGACUCUGAGGAAAAUACUCGCGGGGACCAACAGUUGCCUAGCUGAUAUUUUCACCAUGGAUAUGGAGUUUCUGCAUCAUCUGAAGGCAUAUAUGGAAUCAUGUGCGAAGCAAACUGGUACCAAUUUGUCUGGAUGGGCUCAACUUAGUACAGGGAAUUUUGUAGACAAGGAAAUCUUUUCACGCUUGACUGCUGCCUUGUCUAACGUCAACUUGCAUGAGAUUUCAAGUGGUGGAAACAUAACCGAAAUUUGUGGUUCUCUCUCACGAAACCUUGAUCAGUUUGUAGCCGAUGUUAGCCAUCUCGAAGAGAAUGUAAGUAAGCACUGGGCAUCAUGGAACGAACAGGUCAACAUUGUAUCCAACAGUAUUGACACCUUUUUCAAGUCAGUUGGAACGGGAGCAGACUCAGAAAUUGCUGCUUUGGGUGAAAGAAUUGCAUUGCUACAUGGAGCAUGUUCUAGCGUGUUGGCGGAAAUUGAAGGCCGUAAGGCUGAACUGGUUGGAAAUGACAAUCACAACAUUAGUCUUCAUCAAGUAGAAGAGGAUUUUUCAUCCAUGGAUUCUGUCAGGUCCAUGGUAAAUAGGCUAUCGUCAGCUGUUAAAGAGCUUGUUGUAGCAAAUGCUGAGACUGUGGAGAGAAAUGAAAAGGAGAUGAAGGUAAUCAUUGCCAAUUUGCAAAGGGAGUUACACGAAAAGGAUAUCCAAAACGAUAGGAUGUGCAAUGAACUUGUGGGUCAAAUUAAGGAAGCCCAGGCUGGUGCUAAGAUCUUUGCAGAAGAUCUUCAAUCUGCAAGUGCCCGGAUACGUGAUAUGCAAGACCAGAUGGGUAUUCUGUUGCGGGAACGGGAUUCUUUGAAGGAGAGCGUGAAAGAGCUGCAAGAAGGGCAGACCUCACACUUAGAAUUACAGGAGAAGGUCACAUCGCUUAGUAAUCUUCUAGCUGCAAAAGACCAAGAAAUUGAGGCAUUGAUGCAAGCGCUUGACGAGGAAGAGUCUCAGAUGGAGGAUCUGAAACACAGGGUUACAGAAUUAGAACAGGAAGUGCAACAGAAGAACCUAGAUCUGCAGAAAGCUGAAGCUUCUCGUGGAAAGAUUUCGAAAAAGCUAACAAUUACUGUAGAUAAAUUCGAUGAGCUCCAUCAUCUCUCUGAAAAUCUUCUUGCUGAAAUCGAGAAACUUCAACAGCAAGUGCAAGAUCGGGAUACGGAGGUUUCUUUCUUAAGACAAGAAGUAACUAGGUGCACCAAUGAGGCUCUUGUUGCUUCUCAAAUGGACACGAAGAGAGAUUCAGAAGAGAUCCAAACUGUACUGUCUUGGUUCGACACAAUAGCUUCACUACUUGGUCUAGAAGAUUCACCUUCCACUGAUGGUCACAGUCACGUAAACCGCUACAUGGAGACACUUGAGAAAAGGAUUGCGUAUAUACUAUCUGAAAUAGAAGAAUUACGGUUGGUCGGACAAAGCAAGGAUUCCUUGCUGGAAGCUGAGAGGAGUAGAGUGGCUGAGCUCAGACAUAAAGAAGCAACUCUUGAGAAAAUAUUACAUGAGAAAGAAUCCCAACCAGGCAUCUCAACAAGCUCGACUUCAGAGAUCGUUGAAGUGGAACCUCUGAUAAACAAGUGGACGAUGAGUGGAACAUCGAUGCCGUCUCAAGUCCGGAGUUUGCGUAAGGGAAAUAACGAUCAAGUUGCCAUUAGUAUAGAUGCAGAUCAAGCUGAUCAAAGCCAUAGCUUAGAAGAAGAUGAUGAUAAAGCUCAUGGUUUCAGAUCACUCUCUACGUCAAGAAUCGUUCCAAGAUUCACACGACCAGUGACUAACAUGAUCGAUGGUUUAUGGGUCUCUUGUGACAGGACGCUCAUGAGACAACCUGCCUUACGGUUAGGCAUAAUGAUUUACUGGGCGAUAUUACAUGCUCUUUUGGCUACUUUCGUGGUCUAACCAAAACUUCUCAUUUCUUGGUUUCUCGUUAUGGCACGGACUCAAAGUGGUGUGUUGUUUCACUAUAUGUUUUUUUUUUUGUCUUUUUAUUCAUUGUUCAGCUUUUAUUAACCAAGCAAACUGUGGUUUCACCCAUUUUUAUUGAUCUGAAUCACAAACUGCUUGGCUUUACAACUGAAUAAGAAAAAGGAAGUUUAGUGUAGACUAUGUAGUAGCUGUUGAAAAAGAUUAGCCAGAGACUAUAAAUUACUGUUAUGUUCUAUUUCUUUUU